AUGUCGUAUCAGCGGACAGCGGCAUACCCGCACAUCGACUCAUCUGAGGAUACGCCGAGUGAACACAGCUCCCUCUAUACCGCUUGGCCAACAGCUUCGCCCUUGAAAGACGCAUCCGAAGGCGCUUGCGGUCGAAAGUCUCGCUCAGAAGAGCCUGGAUCUGCUGAGCGUCAGCAACAUAUACUCGCCGGCUGCUCUAAUCCCGAAAAAUCUGCAUACUCCGGAACCAGACUAUUUGCCAUCACCGAACAUGGAAGCAUCGCAACGCUGAGAACCAUGCCCUCCAGUUGGACGUUCCAGCAGCGGCUCGUUGGCGAGCAAGCCAAAGGGCAGUCAGACAAUGAUUAG
Fulvia fulva is the source of this 348-nucleotide messenger RNA. RefSeq lists its product as uncharacterized. The record is from RefSeq and is a predicted model, not a curated record. Lineage: Eukaryota; Fungi; Ascomycota; Dothideomycetes; Mycosphaerellales; Mycosphaerellaceae. Bases 1 to 348 code for a protein of 115 amino acids. The transcript has a single exon.